UCAAAUACCAUUUCCAUUUGACAGUUUUGACAGUUUCUCGUUUGCUAUCGCAGGUAGUUUAUUUAAAAAAUAAUGAGUGUGGGACACGUAUUAAAUUUUCCAUUUUAAAAGUUAGGAGAUUUACAAUUAAAUGCCGCCAUUCCACCAUCAUUUAUUUAAAUAAUAAAUAUAACAGUAAUGGAAACCCGAUUUCGUGGCAAACAUUUAAUAGAGGAAAAAGCGAGAAAAGACACCAAAAUGACUCCUAAAUCGAACAAGGACUCCUUUAACGAAAUUUCUGAAGAAAUUGAACUGGCAACAAGCGACUCGUGCCUAUUACUAUCAGCAGAAGAAGAAGAUAAGGAGGCUACUGGAUUAAAUGAGGAGUCUCUAUGGGCCACAUCUUUACAAACGUUUAUACCAUUUUUAUUGGCCGGUUUUGGAAUGGUAACUGCUAGUCUACUGUUGGAUACAGUGCAACACUGGCAAGUCUACAGGCACGUUUCAGAAGUCUACAUCUUAGUUCCUGCCCUUUUGGGUUUGAAGGGCAAUUUAGAGAUGACGUUAGCUUCUCGGCUGUCGACCCACGCAAAUUUAGGGAAUAUGGAUACAGCACACCAACAGUGGAGCUUGAUCGUUGGCAACCUCGCUCUCAUACAGUGUCAAGCUCUUGUCGUUGGGUUCCUAGCGUCCUUCGCCGCAGUUGUCUUAGGAUGGGUACCACGUGGAGAAUUUAAUACGGAACAUGCGCUCUUACUUUGUGCUAGUAGUGUAGUGACCGCUUCCGGAGCAAGUUUCAUACUAGGAUUAGUGAUGGUCGGCGUCAUAUUAUUUUCUCGAAGGUUUAAUAUUAAUCCAGAUAAUGUCGCAACGCCAAUUGCGGCUAGCCUAGGUGACUUAACAACUUUAGCUUGUCUCUCGUGGCUCGCAUCCUUGUUUUAUAACAGUAUGAACAAUUUGCCUUUGUUGUCUAUUAUUGCCAUAGUUUUGGCUGUCAUCUUGAUACCUGUGUGGGCUUGGCUCGCAAGCAGAAAUGUAUACAGUAGGCAGGUGCUAGAUACGGGCUGGACUCCGGUUAUUGCGGCAAUGUUAAUUAGUAGCCUUGGCGGAUUAAUAUUAGAUUUCACGGUUUCACAGUACAAGGGAGUUGCCGUAUUUCAGUUAAUAAUAAACGGGGUUGGGGGAAACUUAGUCGCGGUACAAGCAAGCCGCAUAUCAACAGAACUGCACAGUAAAGCCACGUUAGGGCAUUUACCAAAAGGUAUGAAGGUUUGCUUGAACCCGUGUGCCACUUUCUGUGAUAAAAAUAAAUCCAAGCACUCGAGUACGGCACGAAUGUUACUGUUAAUGGUGAUACCCGGACAUUUAAUAUUCUCAUACACUAUUAGUUACUUACAAGCGGGCCAUACUUCGUUAACACCCAUUUUUAUGCUGGUGUAUUUGACAGCAGCGAUGUUACAAGUUUUUUGUUUACUUUACAUAGCUCAAGUUAUGAUUGCGUGGAUGUGGCGUGCUGGAAUUGAUCCAGACAAUUCUGCUAUCCCAUACUUGACCGCGAUCGGAGACUUGUUAGGUACAUUUCUUUUGGGCGUCGCCUUUCAAUUAUUAUUUCUCAUCGGAGACCGUGAUAGUGACGUUGGUGAUUAAUUUAGUUUUUGUUAUGCUGAGAGAGGCUACUACAGGGUAAACAUUUUUACAUUUCGACACUACAAAUUUUGUUCAAUGUUUCAUGGUAGCUUGAGGGAAUAGGUGCCUAUUAAACAAGUGGCCAUUUCAUUUUUUCAAAAUUCUCAUUCAUUUUAUAAAUAUACUGGGACCAAAUUUUCUAUUAUGAUUUUUUUUGAAUCAAUAUUUUUUCCAAACGCAUAUUUUUUGCCCCAUACAGAGUAUAAUUUUAAUUUUGACACAGAAAUUGGAAACACCCUAUGAAAAUAUGGUCAGCAUACAAUCAUGAGCCAGUACCACUUUGUAGCUUUAAUUUUCUCAUAAUUCAUUGCACAAUGAUUAUCCAUAUUUUCGCUUGUCCUCCACUUACAGACUGUGACUUCCCAAAUCCCUUUCAUUAAUUUAGUUAUUGACCUCAUUAGUUUAAUUUAGUGUAAUUGAAAAUCUAGUCGUUAAUUUACAGUACACAAGUGUACACUAAUCGCUUUCGCCUUAGUGUCCUUUUGUUCUUGCCUAAUUAGUAUGUAGAUCCUUAGCAAUUAUUGCUGUCAAUACUGUGGUUCUUUCAAUUUUUUGACAUUGUAUUUAACUGUAAUUUAUAUAGUUUACAGUUUUAAUUUAAGAGUAUGGUACUUUUAUUAUUUAAGUAUAGGAGAUUACAU
Molecule: messenger RNA, 2306 nt
Organism: Photinus pyralis (common eastern firefly)
Lineage: Eukaryota; Metazoa; Arthropoda; Insecta; Coleoptera; Lampyridae
Product: solute carrier family 41 member 1-like
Exons: 3
Coding region: 178-1626 (482 amino acids)
Biological process (GO): monoatomic cation transport
Cellular component (GO): plasma membrane
Molecular function (GO): monoatomic cation transmembrane transporter activity
Source: RefSeq, a predicted model, not a curated record